GGGUGGAGUCCACCAGUCUUACUUCAGUUCCUUUUGCAUGAAGAGCUCAGAAUUAUAAGAAGGAAACUAACCCUUAAGAUGAACCUCUUAUGUAAAAUUUUAGCCAGCUUACUUCUGAUUUUCAGCUUUUCUCCCAAAGAUGCAGUCCCCAGUGACACCGGGAAUCACAAGGAAGCCUGGGGUGUCUUGGAUCAGGAAGUCAACUUGGACAUUCGUAAGUUUCAGGUGAAGGACCUUGAUGAUAUAAAAUGGGAAAAAGGACCAAGCAAAACCAAGGUUGCACAAUUCAAAAAAGGCAAAGAAUCUUUCCGUCUAAAUGGAACAUAUACAGUACUAGCAAAUGGAACUCUGAAAAUUAAACCUCUGCAGAAAAAUUCUAAUGGUAUCUACAAGGUAACAGUAUACAAUGCAGAAGGGAAAAACAUAUUGGAAGAAACAUUUGAUUUGAAGAUUGUAGAGUUGGUCUCAAAACCAGAGAUCUCCUGGGAUUGUAUCAACAGAACUUUGACCUGCGAGGUAAUGAAAGGAACUGACCCUGAAUUAAAGCUGUAUCAAAAUCAGAAACAUUUCAUGACACGUUCUCAGAGGGUCGUCACACACAAAUGGACCAGCAACGUGAAUGCGAUGUUCAAGUGCACGGCAGAGAACAGAUUCAGUGAGGAAUCCAGUGAGAAAGCCAUCAACUGUCUAGAGAAAGGUCUGGACAUCUAUCUCAUUGCUGGCAUUUGUGGAGGAGGCAUCCUCUUCCUGAUCUUUGUGGGACUGCUCAUUUUCUACAUCAGCAGGAGGAAAAAACAGAACCGCAGGAGACACAAUGAGGAGCUGGAGAUUAAAGUCCACAGAGUAACUACCGAAGAAAGGAGCCAGAAGCCCCACCAAAUGCCAGCCUCUAUGCUUCAAAAUCCAGCGGCUUCCCAAGCACCUCCACCACCUAGUCAUCGUUCCCAGGCACCGGGUCAUCGUCCCCUGCCUCCUGGCCACCGUGUCCAGCACCAGCCUCAGAGGAGGCCCCCUCCUUCGUCCGGCACACAAGUCCAUCAGCAUAAAGGCCCACCCCUCCCCAGACCUCGAGUUCAACCGAAACCUCCCCGUGGUGCUGCAGAAAACAUGUCGUCCCCUUCCUCUGAUUAAAAAACAUAGAGACCUUUCUUUCCAGUAAAAGGCACUGUGGAUUUCUCCACCCCGGGUGUGCACAUCCAUGCUUCCAUCAGGUGUUUUCUCCGAGCAGAACAUUAUCACCUCCCGAUGUUCGUGGGCCAUAGCUACCUCUGCACCUUCCAACUCAGCAUGUGGUCGACAUCUGGGAGGGACAGACAAUAAACAUGUGAUUGUGAGGAUGAUGGGCGACUGAACACAAAAAUCUUAGAGCUCUCUUGUCUCCCUCUCAGCUCAUGUGCAGAUGAGCUAAGCCGAGUGGUGGCUGUGCCCGGGUCUCCCUGCAAGCAGCUUGAGAGACUCUCAGGUUUCUUGUGUGCCCUGGCGGAUACUUGCCCACCGUCCUGUGAGUAGAAGUGAAAUAAAAGCUUUGACUCGA
Messenger RNA from Lemur catta (Ring-tailed lemur), 1534 nucleotides. It is a transcript of the gene CD2, whose product is annotated as CD2 molecule. The coding region runs from base 79 to 1131 and encodes 350 amino acids. Gene Ontology annotation, biological process: positive regulation of type II interferon production; cell-cell adhesion. Lineage: Eukaryota; Metazoa; Chordata; Mammalia; Primates; Lemuridae. Gene Ontology annotation, cellular component: membrane. The transcript has 5 exons. Gene Ontology annotation, molecular function: signaling receptor binding. The record is from RefSeq and is a predicted model, not a curated record.